Molecule: messenger RNA, 580 nt
Organism: Drosophila santomea
Lineage: Eukaryota; Metazoa; Arthropoda; Insecta; Diptera; Drosophilidae
Exons: 1
Coding region: 97-522 (141 amino acids)
Biological process (GO): proteasome assembly
Source: RefSeq, a predicted model, not a curated record
CGAUAAGACAUCGAUUUUUUUUGCAUUGCUUUUUCAUGCUGUCUCAUCGUAAACAAUAUCAACAUUUCUUUAAACACUCUUUUAUUUCGCUAAAAAAUGACCCAUGCAGCAGACAAACCUCGACAAAUCGGAUUCGACAGGCAGUUUUCAGCGGACGUGAAUGGUGUGCCCACGGAGAUAGUGUUCCACGGCUUCGCCAACAAGUGGUUCUUGGUCAUAACACAGCUGGGCAAGAUUCCCGGCAUCUACAACGUGCACUUCGAUGUCCAAAGGGACGAACGGGUUGUUCCGUAUCUGCACGGACCAGUGGACAAUCCAGAGUUCCACGUAUCGGUGCCCAUCACCAUGAACUGCUGCCUGGGCUUGGACACCGAUGAGACCCGCAGCGCCAUCCAGUUCCUGGUCAACAGAACCGGCCUCCACAAGUGCCCGACGGACUUUGUGGUGGGCUUGGGUCUGAAGCACAUCGACGGACCCAAUCUUCGUGCCCUGGCUAAGGUCAUUGAGGAGGCGAUAUUCUAGUUUAAGUUUGUUAUAUCCAAUAAAUAUUAGCUGCAUGACAGUGUUUGUACAAAAACCA